GUUAACGCCUAGUGUAUGUGUGCUAUGCAUGAGACACACAUACUCACACAGCGACAGCAACAGCAGCGCGGGCGCAGCCCGCGCCCCACUCUUCAAUUAACCAGCGACGCAUACGUACAUGUAGUACUUAUCUACUAUGUAGUUUUUUUGUCAUUAAAAAGUAAAAUUUUAGAAAACUCCUGCGUUAUUUCUCCAUCUUAGUCCACCGCCCGUAACUAAAAGACGCUCCUGCUUCUUCAUUUGGUACCUUCGAGCCGGAAUCAGAAGAACCGUCAAUCGACACGUCGAUCACAAGAACAAAGGAUCGCGCAAACUAGACGGACCGUUACGUGGACAUUUCGAGAAAAGGAGUUACAUUUCAAUAUUCUGCAAAACUGCGUACCUUCACUUUAAGGAGCAGAAGAUUCCAUCGUUUCAAGGGAUUGUCAUUAACUGGAAAUAAAGAAAGAAAUCACGGCCACUACAGGAGUAAAAGUGAAAGUGACAAGUGAGAACCUGGGGAGUAGUGUCAAUCUGAUCCAUCUCGCCGCGCGCUAGCGGACCUUGACCUUCGAUGCGCUCGGCGCCCGGCAACUGCUACCGGGCUUAUCUCUGCUUGCUACUUAGCUGUUUACGCACUUCGCUAGCCUAACUGCACUCUCAUUACGCUUCGUUAUAAACAACAUUUAAGUAUCCCAAGUAUUUCUUUAUUAUUUGCUACUAAUUUUCGCUCAACUUUCUUGAUUACAGCGUUACAAUAAACUUUGUAAGUACUUAAAUUAAUUAUCUGUGUAAAUCAUGAACGAAACUGAUAUCAAAACAUUAAUUAAGCAGCGAGCUACAUUUAAAACGAAAGUUACUCAAUUCUUAACAUAUUUAAAUCCUCUUAACAGUUGUCCUAAUUUAAACAGACUGCAGAUCAGUGAACUAAAUAUUCGCUUGACAAAAAUUGAAGAAAUUUAUUCCGAUUAUGAUUCUGUGCAAUCUGACAUAGAAAAUUCAUGUGAAAUUCCAGACGAGCAGUAUGCUGAGCGUGAAACCUUUGAGUCGAGAUACUUCGGUGCAGUCGCGCUCGCUCGAGAGGUAUUGGCGAGGAGCGGGAACUCAGCGGGUCCCGCGCCGGAGUCCAGGUCAGUCUCAGGUUCUUGUGUGCAUCAAGGAAGGCCAAAUAUUAAGCUCCCUACAAUACAUUUACCUACCUUUUCGGGACAGUAUCAAGACUGGCUGGAAUUUCAUGACACUUUUAGCUCACUGAUACAUUUAGAUGAAUCGAUACCUAAAAUAAACAAAUUUCACUACUUACGCGCUGCGUUAAAAGAAAGCGCUGCUUUGAUUGUACGAUCGCUUGACUUCUCGGCUGAAAAUUACGACAUCGCGUGGGAUUUACUUUGCGAAAGAUUCAAUAACUCGAGACUUCUGGUCAAUAAUCACUUGCAAGCUAUAUUUAACUUUGAACAGAUAGGCAAAGAGAAUCCUAAGGCGUUGCGUAACCUUAUUGAUACUGUUAACAGGAACUUACGGGCUCUAAAAACUCUUAAACUGCCCACUGAACACUGGGACAUACUUAUAAUAUAUAUAAUGUCACAAAAACUCGACGCUGUCACUACGCGGGAGUGGGAGGAACACCGUAGCACUUUAACGGCAUUGCCCACACUGGCAAUCUUUUUAGAGUUUGUCAAAGGUCGUGCUGAUUUAUUGGAAACAAUGGAGGAUGCCAAUAACAAACGCCGACAUAGUGAGAGCACACAGAGUCGUCAUAAAUCUCUAAUUGUUACCACUCAAUCCCCACCAUCAGAACGUCCAUUCGUGUGUCCAUUAUGUAAAAACAACCACGCACUGUAUCGUUGUCUCAAAUUUAAAUCCUUUUCAGUUGAUGUAAGAUUGCAAAAGGCUAAGUCAUUAAAAUUAUGCUUAAAUUGCUUACGUCAGGGGCACAGCGCAAACGCAUGCAGGAUUGGGCCGUGCCGCUUGUGUAACAAGCCAUUAAAUAGCUUACUACAUUCUCAUGAUGCAUCGUCGUCAGCUUCACCCUCGCCGCUCAGCAAUAUCGCUCUUUAUACCUCGCCACCGGAGUCGCACGAGGUCGGCUCUCCCGAGACGGACGAAUAUCAUAGCGAGAGAGAAAGUGAUGACAAUGACGAUUCACGGAACCACAUUACCUUAUCAGCAGUUGAAAACAACUGUGCGCUUUUGUGUACUGCAUUAAUCCAUGUCACAGAUCAAAGUGGACAAAAACAUACAGUUCGCGCGUUACUGGAUAACUGUAGCACAUCAUGCUUCAUAAGUACAAAAUUAAGUCAAAAACUAAACUUACCAACUGUCUCCACCAAGUCAUCAGUUAAUGGGUUAGGAGAGCAAACUUCUCGUCUUACCGAAAAAUGCAAAAUCACUAUAUCCUCCCUUUCAGAACCAUAUGAAGCACACCUAGAAUGUUUUGUCGUUUCGCGCGUUACACGACAAGUACCUGUAGUUCGCAUUAAUGAAGCAGUGUUAAACAUUCCUCCUAACAUUACGUUAGCUGACCCUACAUUUAAUACCCCGUCUGAAGUUGAUGUGCUUCUCGGAGCUUCUACUUUCUGGAAUAUUGCAGUGGGAGCAGAGAUUAUUCCUUUGGGUGAAGGCGAGGAUAUGCCGGUAUUGUGCAAGACUAAGUUAGGAUGGUUGGUUGGCGGCGGUUCACUAACAACUCAUCAACUAAAUGCAGUCCAGUGCAAUCACGCGGUCGUUUCACACGACAAUCAACUACAGGAACAAUUAACCCAGUUUUUUGAGCAUGAAUCUGUACCUCAACAUAAGGCAAUGUCAAUGGAAGAGCAACAAUGCGAGAAACAUUUUUUAGAUAACCUUCGUCGAGAUUCUGACGGAAGGUUCAUUGUUACUAUUCCAUUAAAAGAAUCUCCUGAUAGACUAGGGGAUUCAUACGAUCGAGCGUUAAGCAGAUUUCAGGCACUGGAACGUCGAUUUAGUAAAAACCCAUCAUUUAAAAAACAAUACUGCGAUUUCAUGCAAGAAUAUAUUGAUUUAGGGCACAUGGAGGAAAACACAACUCCCGACACAGACAGACAUACAUACAUUCUGCCUCACCAUGGCGUCGUUCGCGAAACUAGUCUCACGACGAAGCUUAGAGUCGUUUUUGACGGAUCAGCUGUCACCACGUCGGGAUUGUCAUUUAACCAGAUUCAGAUGGUUGGUCCUACAGUACAGGAUGACCUUAUAAGUAUUUUAAUAAGAUUACGACAACAUAAAUUCAUAGCAACCGCAGAUGUUGCCAAAAUGUAUAGAAUGGUAAAUGUUAAUUCAGAGCAACAGGAACUGCAGCAAAUCUUAUGGCGUUUCGAACCCCAAGAAAAACUCAAACUUUACAAACUCAAAACCAUUACCUAUGGCACUUCCAGCGCCCCAUAUUUGGCCACAAGGUGUCUGAAGCAAUUAGGUCUAGAGUGCCAUGAUAAAAUAGUGUCUGAUAUCAUACAACAUGAUUUUUAUGUUGAUGACCUCAUUACCGGAGCGUCUACCGCUGACGAAUUAAUAGCCAUUUGUCAAGGGGUUAUAAAACAACUUCAACAAGGUCAAUUCUAUUUGCGCAAAUGGUACUCAAAUCAUCCAAACAUAAUUAACAAUAUAACUAACGAAAAUACUAGCGAUGGUUUAUUUAAUCUUAGCCACAAUGAAUAUUCGAAAACCUUGGGGUUAUUAUGGGCCUGUAAAGAAGACAAACUUUUGUAUUCUGUUGACAUUAAAACCAACAAUCACGUUAGCAAGAGAACCAUAUUGUCCAUAAUUUCUCAAGUUUUUGAUCCGUUGGGCUUAAUAAAUCCAUGUGUGCUCACAGCUAAAAUUAUUCUUCAAAAAUUAUGGGCAUCUAAAAUUAGUUGGGAUGAAGUGGUUCCCUCAGAUAUUCAUGACGCCUGGUGCAAAUUCGUUAACUCGCUGAAGCUUCAAAAACGUCACAAAUGGACCAAAGACGGAGGACAACUCAAAUUAGGAGAAAUGGUGCUUGUCAAGGACGAUCGACUGCCUCCAAACCAAUGGUUACUGGGUCGAGUAACACAACUUUAUCCCGGCACUGAUGGAAUAUCCCGAGUGGCCGAUGUACUCACCAAGUCUGGAACAGUACGGCGCGCCUUCAACCGCCUAUGCCCACUGCCAGUAGAAGACAACAGCUUCGUUCCUGGGGGGGCAAUAUGUUAA
Cydia splendana is the source of this 4170-nucleotide messenger RNA. RefSeq lists its product as uncharacterized. NCBI's taxonomy places the organism in Eukaryota, Metazoa, Arthropoda, Insecta, Lepidoptera, Tortricidae. The transcript has 3 exons. The record is from RefSeq and is a predicted model, not a curated record. The coding region runs from base 778 to 4170 and encodes 1130 amino acids.